Messenger RNA from Austrofundulus limnaeus, 1625 nucleotides. It is a transcript of the gene snx15, whose product is annotated as sorting nexin 15. Gene Ontology annotation, molecular function: phosphatidylinositol binding. NCBI's taxonomy places the organism in Eukaryota, Metazoa, Chordata, Actinopteri, Cyprinodontiformes, Rivulidae. The coding region runs from base 108 to 1271 and encodes 387 amino acids. The record is from RefSeq and is a predicted model, not a curated record. The transcript is spliced from 7 exons.
GUGUGGAGCGGAGUGUGUAGAAUCAAAACAGAGCGACCGACUGCMGCUUUUUCUGACAGCUCCGCUCGUGGCGCCGUGUUUUACUCUUGUUUCUGCGGACAGCGGACAUGUCGCGGAAAGCCAAAGAAGAAYAUCAUCGGUUCUUUACGGUGACCGAGCCGCGGAAACACGAGAAGGGACACACCGAAUACAAAGUGUCCGCUCGGUUCGUGUCCAAGCGUCACCCGGAGGAYGUGAAGGAGGUGGUGGUGUGGAAGAGGUUCACGGAGCUGAAGAAGCUCCACGGAGAGCUGGCCUACACGCACAGGAACCUGUUCAGAAGGCUGGAGGAGUUCCCACCUUUUCCGCGGGCGCAGGUUUUUGGGAGGUUCGAAGAAGCUGUGAUUGAGGAGAGGAGGAAGGCAGCGGAAAACAUGUUGCUGUUCACCACCACCAUACCUGCGCUGUACAACAGCCCGCAGCUCAAGGACUUCUUCAGGGGCGGUGAAGUCACAAGACCUCUGGAUCCCUCCCCCUUGGCCUCGGCCGGACCCCUGCCUCCCCCGCUCAUCCCCCUGCCCGAGCGGAGGGCCUCGGACUGCGAGCCCGCCGAAGAGGAGGAGGGCAGGGAGGCUCCCACUUUACCCCAAGACCUGGGCACCAACAUCAGCUUGGAGGUCGGGGAGCCAGAGGUGGCGGCUGAGGCCUACAGCGAGAUGGGAGGAUCUCCUCCAGAGGAGGAGGAUGUUAGCGAUGCAGAACUGGAUGAACAAGCUUUAGCCUCAUCGCCUGAACAAUCCCCAGUGAGACGCCACGAGUCCAAAGAGACCCAGGAGGAGUUUGAUUCUCUGUUUGACUCCAUAGCCGAGGAGCGAGUCCCGUCCCCAAAGGAAGAGGGACCCCCUCCACUAUCGGAGAUCGACUUGGCGGUUUUUGAUCCCUGCUUUAAACAAGACAGGUCGAAUUCCUCGACAGACCACUCGGAGCUGUUCUCGCUGCCGUUGGAGAGUCUGAACGGAGGCGAUGUGGAGUACCUGAACCAGGCGGCCAAGGAGCUGAAAGCUGCCAUGGAGAAGGAGACGGAGGAGGAGUUCAGUUCUGCCAUUUGUGGAUACAGGACGGCGGUGGAUUUACUGAUCACUGGAGUUCAGGGAGACUCAGAUCCGGUCCGUAAGGAGUCCGUGAUGAGAAAGACGGCUCAGUACCUGAAACACGUCGAGAUGCUGGUCGACAAACACGUCUCACCCGGUCACACCAACGCAGCUACACACACGCACACGCCAGACCUGUAAAUGCAAAAAUAAAAUAAAAAAUAAACGACUUGAGGAAGGAACUCAAAGACAAACUUCAGGUCCAACAGCACAAACAUCUUCAAACAGUUAUGUGUACAAAUCCCCACAGGUGACACCUCUGAGGUACACACUACUGCACACUGGUCCUUUGGUUAUUUUUGUUCAGUACUAAAGGCACACAACCCACAAAAUAUGAAGAAAUUAAAGUGAAUUAACAAAAAUACAUAAAUGAUUAUUUCUUCUCUUUAUCUUCCUUUUAUAAUGUGUUGAUUUUGAAUAAAUUAAUAUGUAUGUAUAUUGUCGAWUUGCAUUUUGCACAAUGUUUUGUUAAUAAAUAUGGUUUUAAUUUAAGUC